Molecule: messenger RNA, 1005 nt
Organism: Schistocerca americana (American grasshopper)
Lineage: Eukaryota; Metazoa; Arthropoda; Insecta; Orthoptera; Acrididae
Product: NADH dehydrogenase [ubiquinone] iron-sulfur protein 3, mitochondrial-like
Exons: 5
Coding region: 95-898 (267 amino acids)
Molecular function (GO): NADH dehydrogenase (ubiquinone) activity
Source: RefSeq, a predicted model, not a curated record
GCAAUAGAAAUAUCUUUGACUGUGAAACAUCUUAGAUCUAGCAGAAAGCACGAAACCUAAUAAGCCUGUGGGUGUUUGUGUUAUUAUAUGAGACAUGGCUGUGUCUGUGAUUAGAAAUGUAUGUGGAUUAUUUAGAACAACGGUGUCUCAGACUGGCUGUCUGAGCGGUGUUCCCAUUCAUCUUAGACGUAAACAUGAUAAUGCAGCAGCUGCAGCAGAAACUAGGCCAACUGCUCGUAAAUUUGAUGCUGCACAACGUGCACAAUUGAGUGAUUAUGGCUGUUAUGUAGCAGAAUGUCUUCCAAAGUUUGUGCAGAAAGUCCAGCUGACAGCAGGUGAUGAACUUGAAGUAUUGAUUGUCCCAGAGGGUGUAGUUCCAGUUUUACAAUUCCUCAAGGACCAUCACAACGCACAGUUUGCCAAUCUUGUAGAUAUAGCAGGUGUUGAUGUGCCUAGCAGACAGUUCAGAUUUGAGGUGGUCUACAAUUUACUCUCACUUCGAUUCAAUUCACGUAUAAGGGUGAAGACCUAUACAGAUGAACUUACGCCUAUUGAUUCAGUGUGUGAGGUGUUCAAAGCUGCCAACUGGUAUGAGAGGGAGAUCUGGGACAUGUUUGGUGUGUUCUUUGCAAAUCACCCUGACUUGCGCCGCAUCCUCACUGAUUAUGGAUUUGAAGGGCAUCCAUUCCGUAAGGACUUUCCACUAAGUGGAUAUGUUGAGGUGCGUUACGAUGAUGAACGAAAGCGUGUUGUUGUCGAGCCACUAGAAUUGGCACAAGAGUUCCGUCGAUUUGAGUUGUCAGCACCGUGGGAGCAGUUCCCAAACUUCAGAGAGGCUCCAGCUGCUCAAGAAGAAAUACAGACAAAGGGUAGUGAGUCUGGAGAAGGGAAGAAGUAGGUUGGAAGAACUCAAAACAGCUCUUUGUUAGUAGCAUUAGUUUUAUAUGUUGAACCACUGUACAGUUGAAGUGAAAUAUAAUAAAUAUAUAUGUACACACACACAAA